AUGAAGGAAAAUGUGAAGCUCUCCUACACAAUAACAUAUUUUAAGCUGUGCCGCUUUACCACUCCUGUCCCACACCUCGCUGUCUACACUGGAAUCCCUGACCCACCUUCUGUCACCGCCUCCCCCUCCCUCCCGUUCCUCGCGCACACCCCGGUCUGUCCGUCCCCAAUCAGCGUGGCCUUAGACAGCACCUCGGCUUCCGAGCGGCGGCCGGAGGCCAGCGAGGGUGAGGGCAACACUGACGUUCGGGCCCCUGAGGGGAGAAACUCCUCCAAGUCUCGAAUGGCUCUGUCGCUGCGCCGACUGCUGAAGAGAGGCUGCAGCCCCUCCGCCAUGUUCGCCAGCCUGUCGCCCAAGUGCCGCACGGCGGCCGCAAGCAGCCGCAUUCAGCCAAUCACACCAGACGAGCCCAGCCAGGCUCCACCCAGAAGGAUCGGCAACUUCUUCCAGAUCAAAGUAGACGUUCCUCCCGAGUGCCGGAUCUACCCCAUUGAGUCUGAGGAUGAGGAUGAGGAGAACAGGCCUGCAUCUCAGGAUGCCAUGGGAACAGAGGAGAUCAUCUGCCCCUGGGAGAGUCUUACUCGACAGAACGGGACAGGCUAAUUGGCUGGAUUUAUACAGGUGUAAUGUCACAGGACUUUUAGGGUGGAAUAUGUGACACAAAUACCAAACAACAUCAAGACCUGCAAGAAUCUCUCAGGCUGGGACACCAAAUGACAAGAACCUUCAGCAUGUGACCGCCUGCUGCUUUGAAAGGUUGUUGCAGAGAUCUUCCAUUGCUUACUCUGUUUUCUGUCAAACACCAUGAAAGAAGUAGCUGCUGAACAAAAAUGCUGGUGUUAUCAGUCUGAAAUAUAAAUUUUUGGAAGAGACAUUUUGUAGGGAGGCUGCAGAAGUGGGGGUGGUCAAGAUCAGACCACCAAGAACACUGUCCAUAAUCUGAACAUUAAGACCAAACCGUUUUCCAGACGCAACCAGGUCUGUCUCUUGUCCCCAAUCCUAUUUUUGAUGUUCAUGGAUUGGAUGCGUGACUUAGUCUCAUCUUUGCUUGUUCAAGCUAGGACCUCCAAGUCAAGAGACAGCUCCCGUAUCUCUAAUCCAUGGGUCUCAGAAGGAAAUUAUGGAUGAAUUUUCCGGGCAGAGUCUAUCUGUUCCUUUAGAGGCAGAUGGGAGUGUUACUCUUGUCUGUUGUGGUAAGAGAAAAAAAAAUCUUCUUUUAUUUAAUAAUCGAUUUACAUUCCAACCUAAAAUAAAAUUAAAAAAAAAAGGUAAGAAGGUUUGUCUUUAGGGAGGAGAUUAGAGCAGACUUGCAGCUGUUGAAGAGGUUUGCCUAUCUGAUUAUGAUUCUACCAGGAGACCUCCCCCUGCCAACAUGUCAGCCAUGUCCCACUGGGAGGAGACACCAGAAGACAAUGGAUGGAUGCAUUUUACCUUUCAACAAAAGCAGAGCUAAGCAGCUCACAUGGUUUAGGUCCAUAAGAUGUAAAAAGUCAAAGUGUUCCUUUAGUUACAGCCUUACCAAUAAGGACUGAUGUGAGCCCCAGCUGAGCUCAGGCCAGAGGAUGGUUUUAACAAGAGUCACCCCACCUGGGGACAGCAAAGUUUACCAAAGUUCGAGCGCUUUCACAGCUUGAACUUUAGCUUUCAUGCUGGAACUUUACUCUGUAGCUCAUGAUGACCUGAAGCCCAACAGCAGCCUUAAACCACAUCUCAGUUUGACCUGGGAACUUUCAAUAAAGUAAGACAAAGACAUUCAAGGGAUUAUCUUAAGAAUGGCUUGGACAAAGAAGUCAAAAGAAUAGAAUAGAAAGAUAGACAUACAUUUACUGACAUUGUAGUGGCUGUAAAAGGACAUUAAUUCAACAAUGAACUUAGUCUGAAACCCUCGGCGGAGAAUAACCAAAGCAGACAGAGACCUGUAGACCCUGCUUCCACAUGCUUGUUCAGAACAUUAGUUCUGUAUACUUACUAAGAUGUUUUCUUGUACUGCAAGAUAGAUUUAGAAGCGUCUGUUUAUUAAAUGAUCUAUUUUGUGGGAAAAAACAAACAAACAAACAAACAAACAAAAAAAAAAAACGAGCCAGUUUGGGGUAAAGUGGGAGCACAUGAACAGCUUGUCUACAUACAGUCAUUGUAUGAAAAGGUACAUCCUUUUAAUCACAGGGUUAUAAAUAAUCUGAUAAUUCUGUUAUGAAUUUUCUGGAAUGUUGAGGAUCAUUUUGGCUUUUGAUGAGGCUUACAGUUUCUGAUAUGGAGCUCUUGGGUUUUGGGCUCUUCUGGGUUUGAUCAGCAGCUAUCUUAAAAGUUUUUUUUCCCCACUUGGGUGUAAUAUCUCUGUUUAUAGAAUGAUGGACUUUUAAUGGUUGGAAAAGGCUUUAUGGUCCUUCCCAGACUGAUGGACAGUCACUACAGAUAUUUUUCUGCCUUGGCAUCUGUAUUGCAGAAACGUCUGCAACACAGAUUACAAUUUUACAAUUGUUACAGUUUUGUAACAAUUGUCAUGGUAAUCAUUAGAUUUAAUUGCAUCUUGCUGACACUUUUUCUUUUCACCUCCAUGGACGAAGAAAAGGCGUGCUUAGUUUUUCAAACACUGAUUUCAUUAUUGGAUGUAUUUAUUUCAUAAAUGACAAUGCUAAAUCUGGUGUGUCUUCUUAUAACCCUAGAUUUAAAGAGGGUGUUCUUUCUUUUUACCAAGGAGGACACAGGUUGUAAUUUUAUAUUUGGCUCCACUGCUAUUUUGUACCCUCUGUGUAGCUGUUGUGUACCAAACACCAAACAGAACGAGAUGUUUUAUGGUCUCUUCUUUUGGGGAGGGACAGCAGAACAUGAUCUAACUAACUGAAUGUAUUUUCUUUAUCAUGUUUACAGAUGCAAGAAUGUGAAAAGUACCUUGAAUUUGUUGUAUUUGAUAUGUACAUUCCAUGGCUAGUGUCAAGUGCCUCAAUAAAAAAGUGUCUUUUUAACUGUU
Messenger RNA from Poeciliopsis prolifica (blackstripe livebearer), 2968 nucleotides. Its product is annotated as regulator of G-protein signaling 9-like. The record is from RefSeq and is a predicted model, not a curated record. Bases 1 to 603 code for a protein of 200 amino acids. Lineage: Eukaryota; Metazoa; Chordata; Actinopteri; Cyprinodontiformes; Poeciliidae. The transcript has 4 exons.